Striga hermonthica is the source of this 687-nucleotide messenger RNA. NCBI's taxonomy places the organism in Eukaryota, Viridiplantae, Streptophyta, Magnoliopsida, Lamiales, Orobanchaceae. The record is from the annotation of a GenBank genome assembly.
AUGACAAAGGAGAUGUCACCGAGGGACAUAUCAGGAAAUGAAUAUGGCAUUACUCAGCGAGAUAAUGAAGAUGGUUCAUCCUUCUGCACCUCAACCACUGUUGUAGUUGUCACUCAAAAAGUGAUUGCAGAAGUGAUUGGGACGUAUUUUUUGAUAUUUAUGGGGUGCGGUUCGGUUGCCGUGGAAAAAAUUUACGGUUCCGUAACAUUUCCGGGCAUAUGCGUUUCGUGGGGGUUGACGGUGAUGAUCAUGGUGUAUUCGGUUGGCCACAUCUCCGGCGCCCAUUUUAAUCCGGCGGUCACCAUUACUUUCGCCCUUUUUAGGCAUUUCCCUUACAAGCAGGUGCCACUAUACAUAUUGGCGCAGUUGGUUGGGUCAAUCCUUGCAAGUGGGAGUUUGUACGUUUUGUUAGAUGUUCCAAAAGAAGCUUAUUUUGGGACACUGCCUGUGGGCUCCAACGCACAAUCCUUGGUCAUUGAGUUCAUCGCAUCGUUCCUUUUGAUGUUUGUCAUCUCCGGUGUUGCCACUGACAAUAGAUCUGUCGUCAUGCCGCUUUCAUAUAAGAGGAAGAAUUCCGAUGGUGCACGGGACGAUGUUGGCUUCAUAGUGGAGAGGGCGGAUGUUUUUAUCUGUGAGCUGUUCGGCCAAAUUGAGACUAUCAGGAAGGUGCACGGGUUAUGUGAAUGA